Polyodon spathula (Mississippi paddlefish) is the source of this 3780-nucleotide messenger RNA. Its product is annotated as BMP-binding endothelial regulator protein-like. The record is from RefSeq and is a predicted model, not a curated record. Gene Ontology annotation, molecular function: protein binding. Lineage: Eukaryota; Metazoa; Chordata; Actinopteri; Acipenseriformes; Polyodontidae. The transcript is spliced from 16 exons. Bases 988 to 3087 code for a protein of 699 amino acids.
AGUAGGUGGGUCUCUCUUGCAAAGUGCUUGGCGUUUCCUCCAAUGGUCUCGUUAUUAAAUAUCCAAAGAAAGGUGAGGCAGCAGUUUGCAGGACGCCAAAUGAAUUGGGUUAUUAAUCGGGCGGCAUAUACUUAAAUAACGAGGGCUGGUCUCUAUAUAUUUGUAGGUGGAUCCCCGCUGUAUGGUGAAUGUUUAACUGUAGCCGUUUCGUUUUAAAUGUCUGUAGUUUAAAAGGAGGAGAGAGUUACUCGAUGCGUGGUGCCACAAUUCUAAAGCGAGAAGAGGGUUCACAGCGCGCGUGCAGACAGUUGCCUCAAGCUAGUCUCUCUCUGCAGACACUUGAGCAUCAUUCCUGUGAUCUGGAACGGAGGAGUCAAGAGCAGAACAGUGGAACAACCCGUUGAACAUUUCUCGGCAUCAUCCUUCCGUCUGCGUAAUGGCAUUAGCGAAAAUUUUAAAACAGCCAGGUUGUAAAUGGCACUUUGGUUGUUUUUAAACAUUGAGUUGACGUUUUGGAAUCUCACAAUAUCAUUUUUAGUGCUUUUUUAUUAAUUCGUUUUAAAAUGCCCCUCUUUUGAAGACUGCAGUGCGUUAUUUAUUUUUAUUUUUUUGCGAAAUUGGACUCCCCUCCCCUCCCCUCUCCUUUACCCGACCCCGACCACUUUGCGGUACCAUCUCCGUUAUAAUGUUUUGGAUAUGUGUGUGGUUGAGCUGCACAGCUGGGAUAAGGAUAGCAGGUUGCUGUUAAAUUCUCUCUCUCUCUCUUCAUAUGAUGGUAAUCUGGAAAUGUAGACUGGCUGACUCUAGGAAAAAGAGCCAAGAACGCUUUACACCUGAUUUGGGAAAUGGGAAGUUAGAGAUAGGCUGGCAGCAGCAACGUGGUUAAGACUUGCCUGCGGGAUCCAGCCACGACUAAUAUUUAUUUAUGCAUUUAUUCUUAUACGUUUUUUUCCAAAAAGUCAAGUUUGUGCAUUUAUACUGGACCAAAUGAGGAUGCUUUAUCAGCGCGGUGUUAAAUCAGUGCAGGGGGACCUCUACUGGGCCUCAGCGAGGUUCACCGGGAGUUUCUUCCUUUUCUUCCUGUUAUCUCAGAUGCGGCCGUCUUCCGCGUUUCUUACAGGUUCUGUGGCUAGUUGUGAAAAUGAAGGAGAUGUGUUGCAGAUCCCAACCAUCACAGACAACCCCUGCAUCAGCUGUGUUUGUUUGGACAGAACUGUGAAACUUGGUUUACAUCGUAAGCAAUUAACUACAAAUAAAGAAGUCACCUGCAAGCGUGAGUCGUGCCCUCGGGUCCCCAAAGACUGCGCUCUGCUGGUGAAACAGAGGGGAGCCUGCUGUGAAAAAUGCAAAGGUUGCCAGUUUGAAGGGGAGUCUUUCAACAGCUCCAUGAAGUGGCAGAUACCGUCCAAACCGUGCAUAACACGCACAUGUCAGGAGGGCGUAGUGACAGAGUUUGAGCACAGGUGUGUGGUGCAAUGUAGGAAUCCCACAAUACAGAGAGGAAGAUGCUGCCCUACUUGCCCAGGGUGUAUCUUUGCAGGCAACGAGUAUCAUGAGGGGGAUGACUUCCGUCCUGAAGGGAACAGAUGUGUGAAAUGCUCCUGCGCUGGAGGUCGGACUCACUGUGUGAAGGAAGUGUGUCCCGUCCUUUCCUGUCCCCAGCACCUAAGCCACACACCUCCAGGGCAGUGUUGCCCCAAAUGUUUAGGUCAAAGGAGAGUAUUUGAUCUGUUGCUUGGAAGCUGCUUGUUUCACAGUGAGGUGUAUGAGAAUGGGACCUCCUUCACGUACGACAACUGCACUUCUUGUGUCUGCAAGAAUUCCACAGUGGUGUGUAAGAGGAAGUGCUCUCAUUCUGGGAGUUGCCAUAGCAACAAAGAGCUCUGCUGUGAGCCUUGUGUCUCUUAUGUUCCCGUUGAGGAGGUCAAGUUUUGCCAGUCUGGGAAUAAAAUCUACAGGGAUGGAGAAAUGUGGCCGUCUGUCAACUGCACACUGUGUGCUUGUGUAAAGGGGGAGGUUGAGUGCCACAAAAAAGAAUGUGUCUUAAUAAAGAGCUGCCCCUCUGGUAAAAUUCUCAACAGAAAUGGUUGCUGCCCCAUUUGCACUGAAAAACCUGGAGUUUGCACUGUGUUUGGAGACCCUCACUACAAUACUUUUGAUGGCAGGACAUUUAACUUUCAGGGGACCUGCAAGUACGUUCUGGCCAAAGACUGCUCGGCGGCAGCUAGCUUUCAGGUGCUGGUGAAGAACGACGCCCGCAAAACACGCUCCUUCUCCUGGACCAAGUCAGUGGAGUUUAUCUCAGCUGAUGUGAGCAUCAGCCUUCACCAGCACCUCACAGUAAAGCAGAACGGGACUCGGCUAUCUCUGCCGCAUGACACGGCACAGAUACGUGUUGACUUGGACGGGUACUUACUGAAACUGACCACGAAGACAGGUCUGGUGAUCUCGUGGGAUGGGGACAGUUUUGUGGAGGUCAUGGCUGCCCCUCACCUGAAGGGUAAGAUGUGUGGCCUGUGUGGGAACUACAAUGGGCACAAGCGAGACGACCUCAUCGGUGGCGACGGCAACUUCAGGUUCGACGUGAACGAGUUUGCAGAGACAUGGCGCGUGGAGUCCAAUGAGGUGUGCAACCUGCCGCAGAAGAAGCCCCCGCUUUACCUCUGUCCCGGGACCGUCAAGGUCAAGUUCCGAGCGCACCGCGAGUGCCAGAAACUCAAGUCCUGGGAGUUCCAGAAGUGCCACUCCACAGUCGACUUUACCUCAUUUUAUAGGUCGUGCGUGACUGACAUGUGCGAAUGCCCUGUACACAAGAACUGCUACUGCGAGUCCUUCAUUGCCUACUACCGGGCCUGCGAGAGGGAAGGCAUCAAAGCCCACUGGAAGCCCGAGCAGAGCUGCAUGGCCACCCAGUGCAAGCAUGGAGCUGUCUACGACACUUGUGGCCCAGGGUGCACAAAGACGUGCGAUAACUGGAACGAGAUAAUCCCGUGCAAUAAACCCUGCGUGGCUGGGUGCCACUGUCCAGCAGACCUCGUGCUUUCCAAAGGAAGAUGCAUUAAGUCCACUCUCUGCACACGCCGAUGACACAAGCUGGAUUGGGGAAGGACUUACAGGCAGGUGACUGCUGUUCCUGUGAAGCUAAUCCUUGAAAACAGCCCAUGACGGUAAAAACUCCCAAGCACCAACAUCCACCCAUCAACAUCUCCACAGUGAUGGGCGUCACCCUUCAAAGUUGUCUGUACACAUCACGUUUUGUCCAGAUCAAUGACAAUAUGCACUCUUAACUUUAAAAUACGAGUCUGCAGUAUUUUCAACAGAGGAUGUUUUGACAUGCUGGAGUUACUGAAAAUAUACAAUUACAGAAGGGAAGUGGUUAUGACCUACAAUACAGGAAUAUAAGCAACAAGCUUGCAUUUUAGUUUGUAUUUUUUUUUUACUAUGAGGUAUAUGUAUUAUCUUCUGGAGAUGCUGUAAAGUAAAAUUGUGUAAAGUAAAAACAGAUGUUUUUUUAUUAUUGUUUUUUAAGUUAAGGUAAAUAAUAACUAAAAAGAUAUAUGUCUAAAACCUUCAAUUGUAUGUGUUACAGAUCAUUUUUAAAGGGAAAAAAUAGUUUUGAAGAACUUGAUUCAGUUGGAAACGAGCUCAAACUAAUUUUUUUUAUUUUAUGUAUUUUUGUUUAUGGUGAACUACAGCCUUUUUCCAUACAAAUUUAAAUAAAGUACUGUAUUUUUUAUUUAGCAGAUGCCAAGGUGACUUACAUAGACUAGGGUGUGUGAA